This is a messenger RNA of Sclerotinia trifoliorum, 3168 nucleotides long. The record is from the annotation of a GenBank genome assembly. NCBI's taxonomy places the organism in Eukaryota, Fungi, Ascomycota, Leotiomycetes, Helotiales, Sclerotiniaceae.
AACAACACCCUCCAGACUCUCCAGGUACCCCAUACUUUCACUGGUUCCUCUCCAUUUUGUUCCCCAUUCCCAUUAUUAUCUAUCGCCAGUAAGGUCAUUACACAUUUUCCCUCAAUAUUUUGGGCGAAUUGUCAGAUAUCAUUACGACGUACUACAAUAACGACGAAGCCAAACAUCCCUGCACGGGGCAAAUAAACCUUGUUAUACGAGGGGCGACGGUACAGGUUAAUGUGAUGUGAGGUUUCUGAAUCAACUCACUCAUAUAGGACACGCGCCCCCUGAAGGAGGUUAAGAAUCGAUCAUCCGAACAGUCAGCAGAAAUAUAUUUUGGAAUGCUACCCUCACGCAAACGAUCAAAGCUAAAUUCUUCCAAGGAGCAGUCAACGAACUCCUCAAAAGAUACCACAGACCAGGGGGUUACUCCUCCCAAUCACGUUCAGCAUGCUGCAGCUGUUAAGAAACAAGUAAGAUAACCGUGCUCUACGUUGCUGUUGAGACGAUUUUCUGUCGGUGUAGUGAGACUAACAAGAUAAAGCUCGGAUCGAGGGCAAGUUGGUAUGGAACGUGGCCGCGUAAAUCCACUGUUUCUACACAGGUGGUGAGGGAGACAAUUUCAGCUGAUAAACCAUCCAACGGGAAUAUGUCGACAGAAAUUAACCAUUACGAUCAACGGAAACCUUCAUCGGUUGCAUCCAGACCUCCAUCAAUGUACCUGGGUAAAAGCAAGCCAGCAUCCGAAAUAACGUUGGGCGUUCCACUGGAAGAGGCCUCGAACAAUGAGAUAAAUACCAAGAAAGAUGAGAAUGUACCACAGGAUAUUUUGAAUCAAGAAACACCCAAACCCCGAUCUUUGAAGGAGUCAGAUGCAUCCAAAGAAACAAAAUCGAAAAGCUCGUCGAUCGAUGAAACUGCACAACAGCCGAUAUCCUCUCAGGGCUGGUUAGGCUGGUUAGGCAUGCCAUCGCAAAUAUCAAAGGAAUCCUUUCCCGUGGUGGAAGAGCCUCAAAAGCAAAAUACUGAGGAAGCCUUUUCUAACGAGACAAUCUUGCCGGAGCAGACGAUUGCGAACGAAACGAUUGAGACUCCAAAACAAACCUUAUCAGCAUCGAGGUCAUGGUUCAAUUUAUGGUCAACCGCUCAGCCUCCAGUACCUAUAGAAGGUCCAAAAGAACCACCUUCGACACAAGUCAUUGAGGAAAACCCUGCCGUGAUGAAAGAUGCAUCAAAAGAUGCACCUGAACCUGCACCACCAACACCCAGUAGAUCUACAACGCAACCUGGUGGGUCUAGUUGGGCGUCGGCUUUUUGGUAUUCCGACACCACCAAAAAAGCUACAGAUCAUCCCGAAAGUCGGGAAACUGGCGAGCUAGCAGUUUCGGGUGAGCAGUCUCAAAAUCAACCGUUGCCAGUUAUAGCUGUUCCAGCUGCCGACGUAAAGGCAGCCCAAGGUGACAAAAAGUCGAAAUCUGGCAAAAAAGGUCGACCAAAGUCUGUAGAGAUAGAAGAAAUCUUUCAAAAAACGGCAACUGCACAAUCCGAUGAUGCACCGAAGAAAGUCACCACCUCACCUCAAAGUCCAUCUCCGCCAAAUCUAAUACUACCAUCCGUACGAAGUACUUACCACCUGAUGGAAAAUGCAUCAAUCCUCCGACAGUUAACAAGAUUGAUUGUACGUGGUCGACAGAAACCCGUAAAACAUGUAGCCCUGGCAAAAGAAGUGCCAAAGAUCAAGAAUGCAGUCGCAAUAGGUAUCCAUGGACUAUUUCCUGCACCUUUAUUGCGCAAGCUCAUCGGGCAGCCUAGCGGGACUUCGAUAAGAUUCGCUAAUCACGCGGCGGCUGCUAUUAGGCGGUGGACAGAUGCAAAUGGGUCUCCCGAUUGUGAAAUAGAGAAAGUCGCGCUUGAUGGCGAGGGUAAAAUCUUCGAGAGGAUGGAUAAACUUUGGGAACUGCUCAGUAAUUGGACGGAUCGAUUGCGACAAGCAGAUUUUAUAAUGGUAGCCGCUCAUUCACAAGGCGUGCCGGUUGCUUUGAUGCUUGUAGCAAAGCUUAUAGAAGAGGGCAUAAUAUCAUCAGCGAGGAUCGGCGUAUGUGCAAUGGGUAAGUCAUGGGAAAACUGCUUCUCGCGUGAAAAUAUCUCUAACAGAUUUACCAGCUGGUGUAUCAUUAGGUCCCUUUGCCAGUCACCAAACUGGAUACCAGGCAGCAUUAUUCAACGAUAUGAUAACAGAACUCUUCGAGUUUGCGAAUUACGAAAGUGAUGUUGCGAAACAUUAUGAAAAGGCACUUCGACGAGCCUUGAAGUAUGGAGUAAGGAUAACAUUUUGUGCGAGUAUUGACGACCAGCUAGUAUCUAUUGAGGCAAGUUGAGCUUAUGUUCCUGUUUCAUUGCUUUCAUUACUAACAGUGAACCAGUCUGCCGUCUUUUCGCCUGCAGAACAUCCCUACAUUUACCGAGCUGUGUUUGUGGACGGACGUAUACAUGCUCCAGAUUUCAUUGCCCACUUAGUCGGCUUUGCGUUGAAAUUACGCAAUCUUGGUGUGUCAGAUCAUGGACUUAUUCGUGAGCUUUCGGCGCCUCUGGCUGGGAGCCUUUAUACUGGUGGUGGUCACUCUCGUCUCUACGAUGAUGACAAAAUAUAUGAGUAAGACCUCUUACUUUGAUAUCGACUAACCUAUUUUACUAACAUAUGUUUUCAGCAUGGCAAUGGAUCAUGCUCUUACCACUACUUCAGUUCCCGACGUCCCUCUGCAUAUAUCUCAAUAUUCGCCGCCUACGAACGCAAACCCUUACGUCUUGCCCUGGAUCAUGCGGGGAGUUCUCGAGGAGGAAUUUGUAAAAACAGAGCUGCACACUGAAGCAGUCGAAUUACUGAAGCAGUUCGAUGAUUGGAAACCUAGCACUAAAGUCUUACAAGAUGUGAAGUACAGAUUGGAGGCCGUUAGAUCUAAAUUAUGAACAGGAGACGGCGUUAUAUAUCGGUUUGAGAGAGUUUUAGAAAUGCUGUAUUAUAAGAUUGCGUUCCGGAAUAGGGGAGGCGUGACAUUGCAUAUACACAUACAUAAGGAUUUGGAGAGCAGGACACAUGGCAUGGGAUGAAGCGUAGGCGUAGGCUUGGAGUUGGUGUUUUGAGGCUUAAGACAUUUUCAAUUUAAAUUUUGAUAUCCA